UUACACACACAUACUUGUAACAGCUUUCUUCUUCUUCUUGAGGAAGCGCUGAUGAAACAUUGGGCCUAGUUUUCUACACAAUUACAGUUGUUGCCACUGAGGGGAAUUAUUUCGGAGGAAGAAAUGGCGACGACCCAAAAUAGACGUAAUUCAGUUUCGAGUGCGGUGGCAAAGCGGCAAGCGAUGGCGGAGAAUAAUCACGGGAAAUUGCCGGCGGGUGGGGCCAAGAAACGACCAGCCCUCACUAAUAUCAGUAAUCAUACAGCUGCUUCCGCUCGUAACUCGCUCUCUCACUCCUCCAAACUCGCACCAUGUACAUCUAAGGUUGUAAGCAUUAAGAAGAGCAAUAGUAAUGCAGCUUCCUCAGUUGUGCCAACAUCAUCCUCCUUUGUCAAACCAAUCAGCAAAACUGUGUCUCUUCCAAGAAGUGAUGCAGUUGUCCCUAAGAUCACUGCCAUUCCUCUUCCUGCCACUAGCAGCAUGGACAUUUCUCCGUCUCACUCGGACGGAUCAUCAGUCUCCAUGGAUGAAUCUAUGUCAACUUCUUCCGACACACUGAGAAGUCCAGAUGUUGAGUACAUUGACGACAACCAAACAGCUGCAUUUGAUUCCAUUGAGAAGAAGGCGUUUAGCACCCUCUACAUCUCAGAAGAUGUUAAAGCAGCAGAUAUAUGCAAGAGGGAUGUACUCGUAGACAUGGAAUUAGGGGAUAAGAUUGCCAACAUUGAUAACAAUCUUGUUGAUCCACAAUUAUGUGCUACAAUGGCCUGUGACAUAUACAAACACUUGAGAGCCACAGAGGUAAAGAAAAGGCCUUCCACAGAUUUCAUGGAGAAAGUUCAGAAGGACAUAAAUGCUAGCAUGCGUGCUAUCUUGAUUGACUGGCUUGUUGAGGUUGCCGAGGAAUACAGGCUUGUCCCAGACACAUUGUAUCUGACUGUUAACUACAUUGAUCGAUAUCUCUCUGGCAAUUUGAUGGACAGGCAACGAUUACAGUUGCUUGGAGUAGCUUGCAUGAUGAUCGCAUCCAAAUAUGAGGAGAUCUGUGCGCCUCAAGUAGAAGAAUUCUGCUACAUAACAGACAACACUUACUUCAAGGAGGAGGUCUUACAAAUGGAGUCUACCGUUUUAAAUUACUUGAAGUUUGAAAUGACAGCCCCAACAGCCAAAUGUUUUCUGAGGAGGUUCGUUCGUGCUGCUCAAGGACUUAAUGAGGUUCUGUCACUGCAGUUGGAACACUUGGCCAGCUACAUAGCAGAACUCUCUCUUUUAGAGUACAACAUGCUUUGUUAUGCUCCAUCAGUCAUUGCUGCUUCUGCAAUUUUCUUAGCCAAAUAUAUUCUUCUCCCCUCAAAGAAACCUUGGAACUCUACCUUGAGGCAUUAUACUCUGUAUCAACCCUCUGAUUUACGAGACUGUGUCAUGGCACUACAUAGCCUUUGCUGCAACAACAACAAUUCUAGUUUACCAGCAAUCAGGGAAAAAUACAGCCAGCACAGGUACAAAUUUGUUGCAAAGAAGUAUUGUCCUCCAACAAUACCUGUAGAGUUCUUCCAGAACAUAAGCUGCUAAGCAGAGAGGAGGAGGCAUCAACUUCACUCUUCCAAUUCUCUGUUGGAUUCAAUUCAAGGCAUUGGCAUCAACUUCAUUUCAACGGUGCUUCAUUCGUCACAGAUCAAGCCAUCAACUUCUCUUUGCAUGGCCAUAGGAGAGCAUCUUUGUUGAUAUUCAUUUAACAUUGACUUUGCAGGAUUAGUCUUGUUUACCCUACUUUUCUUCUCUAGUUUAGAUUCUCUAGUCAGUGUGUGUACAGAAGAGCUGUUGGCAGCUCCCUUAACUCAGAAACUAUUCAGUAAUUCCUUCUCAGGAACUAUUGCAGUUUUAA
Messenger RNA from Nicotiana attenuata, 1885 nucleotides. RefSeq names its product cyclin-A1-4-like. Lineage: Eukaryota; Viridiplantae; Streptophyta; Magnoliopsida; Solanales; Solanaceae. The coding region runs from base 124 to 1572 and encodes 482 amino acids. Gene Ontology annotation, molecular function: cyclin-dependent protein serine/threonine kinase regulator activity. Gene Ontology annotation, cellular component: cytoplasm; nucleus; cyclin-dependent protein kinase holoenzyme complex. The record is from RefSeq and is a predicted model, not a curated record. Gene Ontology annotation, biological process: mitotic cell cycle phase transition; regulation of cyclin-dependent protein serine/threonine kinase activity. The transcript has 11 exons.